Molecule: messenger RNA, 1849 nt
Organism: Cuscuta campestris
Lineage: Eukaryota; Viridiplantae; Streptophyta; Magnoliopsida; Solanales; Convolvulaceae
Source: the annotation of a GenBank genome assembly
CACAAACACACAAAACAAUUCAAGAAUAUACUAAAUCAAGUCAAAUACCCAAAAAUAAUGCACAAAAACCUAACUAAGACAUAAACACAAAAAUCACAUUUUGUAAUAAUUCAUAUAUUAAACACAAAAUAUUUAAAAAUAAAAUUUAUUAUUUUAAAUAAAGAAAAAGAAAAAACCUUGGGAUCGAAGUGAGGAGACAACAGGUAGCUCGACGGCGGACUGGAAAACGGUGAUGGUAGACUGGAACGGCGAUGGCUGACUGGAACAGCGAUGGGAGCUCGAUUGCGGGAGAACAACGACGAGAUUUUAGGUUGACAAUGGGAGCUAAAGCGGCGAAGAGCUUCGAGCCCUCCCAUGCCCGCAUCUUCACCUUCGAACUCCACCACCGGUUCUCCGACCCCGUCAAGAAAUUGGCCCUCCAGAGAACUGCCGCCGGCGCAUCUUUACCGGUCUACAGUUGGCCGGCAAAGGGCAGUCUUGAUUACUAUACACAACUGGCCAGCCAUGAUAUGUUCUUACAUGGCCGGAGACUGUACGACUCCGAUAGCAGCAGAAGCCUCACUUUCUCCGAUGGGAAUUCCACUUUCCGGAUCAGCUCUUUGGGAUUCUUGCAUUACACAACUGUGACUCUGGGGACGCCGGGUAUGAGGUUUAUGGUGGCUCUGGAUACUGGGAGCGAUUUGUUUUGGGUACCCUGUGAUUGUUCCAAUUGCACAUCUACAGAUUCCGAUUUUGCUCUAAGCAUUUACAACUUGAAUGGAUCAUCAACUGGAAAGGAAGUCACCUGCAGCAACAGCUAUUGCUCUCAUCGCAGCAACUGCCUUGGCGAAUAUAGCCAUUGCCCUUAUUCGGUCUCGUAUCUCUCCUCAGAAACUUCAACUUCCGGAAUUCUGCUGCAGGAUGUUCUGCAACUGGAAACAGAUGACAGUGAGGAAGAGUUUGUUGAGGCAUAUGUUGUCUUUGGGUGUGGUCAAGUGCAAACCGGUUCGUUCCUAGAUGUUGCAGCCCCGAACGGGUUAUUCGGGCUUGGUUUUGAGAAAGUAUCAGUCCCUCGUAUCCUAUCCCGAGAAGGGUACAUGCCAAAUUCUUUCUCCAUGUGUUUUGGCCGUGACGGAGUGGGAAGGAUUGACUUUGGCGAUAAGGGUAGUCUUGACCAGGAAGAAACCCCUUUCAACUUGAAUCCGUUGCACCCUAGGUACAACAUCACCAUUUCACAGAUUCGUGUUGGCACUGAUAUCGUCGAGUAUGAGUUUGAUUCACUUUUUGAUACUGGAACCUCCUUCACCUAUUUGGAUGAUCCGCCUUACACGAAGCUUUCUCAGAGUUUUGACUCGCAAACACGGGAUAGAAGAUAUGCAUUUGAUCAAAGGAUCCCUUUCAAGUAUUGUUAUGAAAUGAGCUCUAAUUCAACUACUAGUUUGAUUCCUACAAUGAGCCUAACUAUGAAAGGAGGAGGCCGCCUUGUUGUCUUUGAUCCCAUAAUUGUCAUCUCACUUCAGAGCCAACUUGUGUAUUGCCUUGGUGUUCUGAAGAGCCAAGAUUACAAUAUAAUUGGACAAAAUUUCAUGACUGGAUACCGGUUCGUGUUUGAUCGCGAAAAGGUUACUCUUGGGUGGAAGAAGUUUGAUUGUUAUGACACUGAGAAGGUGCACAUGCCCUUAAAUACAACCAGCGUGCCUCCAGCCGUGGCUGCUGGUGACCUACAAUCGGAUGGCAGGACAAGCAUUACCCAAAGUUCAUUUGCAAUCCCAGCCUGUGAAAUGCCAGCCUUAGCUCUGGCUUACAGUUGCCUAGUGUUUCUUGCCCUCCUUGUAUAGACAUGAUGAUCCUGUAUCUAUUGAACACAAUG